AGUACAAAGGUCAAGCCAGACCGAUCAGCAAAAUAAGCCCUUCAGUCGCUUGCAGCUUUGUAACCUGGCUGUGUACCCCUUUACAACAAAGGAGUUGUGGAGGACUUUAGACUGCUUUGAAUUCGAAACUUUGUACAAACAAAGGGGCUGUUUCAACCAAACGACCUUGUGUUAAGGAGAGUGUUUGCUUUCAGUCACAGGGCACAUUCCUGUUGCUGGCUUCUCUUCCAUUCCCAUCUGCUGCUGCCCUGUACCCUUGCUCUGCCAAUCACAAUGCCAGCACUUCAUUCUUUGAAGGAUCCCAAGCCGGUGCUGCUCGGGUCCGCGAUCCUGCUGGCUGGUGGCUGCACCUUCUACCAUCUGUGGAGGCGCCUCGUGACCUCGGAGGGACGGGCAGACACACGGGAGAACGUGUAUGAAACGCAGCGAGCUCUAAAUGAGUACCUCCUCUUCCACUUCGGCUCAUCACAGGAACUGUCGCUGUAUAUCAACGACACAGUCGCUCUCCAGAAUUUCCCACAAAGAUGUGCCCAGGAAUGUCUCAAAUACUUUACCCAACAGAGUGGAGUUCCCAACAGAGCUCUGGACAUUGGUUGUGCCGUGGGGAGGGCCUCGUUUGAGAUGGCACGGGUAUUUCAAGAGGUGGUGGGCAUCGACUACAGCCUUUCAUUUGUGAGUGCUUGCAAUCAGCUCAAAGAGAAAGGACAGCUCCCUUACUGUGCUCUGACUGAAGGAGAACUGGGCACACAGCACAUGGCUGUUGUACCAACGGACAUUGAUCGGACUCGGUGCUUCUUCAGGCAGGGCGAUGCAUGCAAUCUAUCGUCAGAUCUGGGAUCCUUCGGCUGUGUCCUGGCAGCCAACCUGAUCUGUCGUCUCCCCGACCCCUUUGCGUUCUUCCACAGACUCCCAGAGCUCGUGGCCCCUGGAGGAAUCCUUGUCAUUACAUCACCGUACACCUGGCUUGAGGAAUUCACCCCAAAGUCACGGUGGUUGGGUGGGUACAAGGAUGUCUCUGGCAAUGAGGUGCGAGGCUUUGAUACGAUGAAGCGAGUCUUUUCUCCACACUUCGAGCUGCUUGCGGAGAAGAACGAGCCUAUUGUGAUCCGGGAGACAGCACGCAAGCACCAGUGGACAAUGGCUCACAUGACUAUAUGGAGAAGGGGAACUUUCUAGACUUCAGCAGCCUUCAUUGUCCAUGUCGGUGAAAUAGCUUGGCUUGGCAAACUGGUUAGGAUAUGUAAAAUAAUUUGUUGUUAAAUUUUAAUAAAGCAAAAAUUGGCAUAAAAGUGGUAUCUGUGCAGACCAGUAAAAUAGGAGGAUACAGGCAAUCCAGUAACCAGCCAGGAACUAUUGAGAGAAGGACCCUGGGGCUCACCUCAGCCAUCUGUAAGCAAUUUCUGAUCCAGUCCCUCAACAUCCAAUUUUCCUCUUUAUUCCCUUGGCACCUCUCAUUAAUGUCGACCGGCGUUAUGGAGGAACCAGUGCUGAUGCUCCUGAAUGAUAUCCUGCAGAGAUGCAUUAUAUGUGGAGCAGUAGGACCCAUUUACCUGAAAUGACUUUGUUUCCUCUUUGAAGAGAACAUUCUACACUUAGAGUAGGCUAUCCACUAUUGAUAUUUCAGGUAGGUUUUGCUGCAAUUUGAAUGACUGUAUUCAGAAAUCUGUUACUACGCCACUGAUAUAAUUCCUCUUUUGAGCAUCAUGGUAAAACUAGGGAUCAAAUCAAUAAAUGUUUCACUCAGCCUU
Rhincodon typus (whale shark) is the source of this 1748-nucleotide messenger RNA. RefSeq lists its product as uncharacterized. The transcript has 4 exons. The record is from RefSeq and is a predicted model, not a curated record. Bases 274 to 1176 code for a protein of 300 amino acids. Gene Ontology annotation, molecular function: S-adenosylmethionine-dependent methyltransferase activity. NCBI's taxonomy places the organism in Eukaryota, Metazoa, Chordata, Chondrichthyes, Orectolobiformes, Rhincodontidae.